Molecule: messenger RNA, 1254 nt
Organism: Ceraceosorus guamensis
Lineage: Eukaryota; Fungi; Basidiomycota; Exobasidiomycetes; Ceraceosorales; Ceraceosoraceae
Product: UPF0016-domain-containing protein
Exons: 4
Coding region: 1-1254 (417 amino acids)
Biological process (GO): manganese ion transmembrane transport; calcium ion transmembrane transport; Golgi calcium ion homeostasis
Cellular component (GO): fungal-type vacuole membrane; Golgi apparatus
Molecular function (GO): calcium ion transmembrane transporter activity; manganese ion transmembrane transporter activity
Source: RefSeq, a predicted model, not a curated record
AUGUCGGGCCUGGGAGAUGAAGCGUCGCGCUAUGCGGCUGCUUCCUCACACAUGCUGCCCUUCUUCAGCUCAGUGGUUCAGGCCGCUCACGACGAUCCCAGAGCGCUCUGGUCCGCAUUCAGCAUGAUCAUCGUCUCGGAAAUUGGAGACAAGACGUUCUUGAUAGCUGCCAUCCUGUCUAUGCGCCAUGCGCGCAUCGAAGUGUUCAGCGGGGCCUUUAGUGCCUUGGCACUCAUGUCCAUCCUCUCUGCGCUGCUAGGAGCCGCGUUCCCAACUCUCCUUCCAAAGAGCCUCACCACACUGCUCGCCGCGGGACUGUUCUUGUUCUUUGGACUUGGGAUGUUGAAGGAUGCGAGCGGAAUGACGGGAGAUGAGGCGAAUGAAGAGUGGAGAGAAGCAGAGAGAGAGGUGAAUGAGGAAGAAGCAGGGGACAAGAUGGAAUUGAGGGAUCUCGAAGAAGGAACGAACAGCGAGUCAAGGACUGGCCACUUGGACGACGAAGCGCGGACGAGGGAGGAAGAAGCGUCUCAGGGCUACCCUCGCGUGCGGCCGUAUGGACAAGUCCAACCACCAGAUCGGACGCAUCCGAGCAACAAUCCGCCUGCUCGCUCAGCCGGCCUGGCAGAUCCAAAAGAAGGGCUCAAGAACCUCUGCGGGAUUUGCUUUAGUCACGUCUUCGCGCAGAGCUUCGUUCUCACCUUUUUGGGAGAGUGGGGUGACCGAAGUCAGAUAGCCACCAUUGCGCUCGGGGCGGCUCAUAGCGUCACAUUAAUCUCAAUUGGCACAAUAGCAGGUCAUGCUAUAUGCACUGGAGUAGCGGUCAUCUGUGGCAGCUGGCUAGCCCGGAGGAUAAGUGCGAAGCAUGUCACACUGGGCGGUGCAGUCCUCUUCCUCCUCUUCGGUGUCAUUUAUUUAAUCGAGUCUCUUCAUGAAUUAUUGUCGAGCGGUGUCGGGAUCUCAGCGGAAGGCAACAUCCAUCUACCAUCGCCUUUGAGUAGCACGAGCAGUGGGGCAGAAGAUUCGAUCGCAGCCGCUGCGGCUGCUCUGGGUGCAGCAGCGAAUGCCAAUGCAGCAGCACAAGCAGGUCAAGCUCCAGCGGCACCAAAUGGGCUUCAAGGCCACCAAGCUCAGACGAUCAGUUUCGUUCCUGCUGCGCCGAACGGUGCUGCCCUGGACCCAGUGGACCGUCUACCUGUAGAUGCUGGACAUGGACAUCUGCCGCCUGGAAGAGCACGAGAGGUUGUCCAACGAUAG